AUGGCUGAGUCUCCCACAUCUGAGCAGCUGGAAUCUGUACCUGACACCACAGUGGAGACGAGUACAAAUUGGAGCUUAGAUCUUCUGACCGAGAUAGCUGAAGAAUUUGUCUCAGUCAAGUGGACGGAGAUCCUCUCUCUGGUCAUUGCCCUGUUCGGGCUGGUGGGGAACAGCAUCGUCCUGUGGCUGCUGGGCUUCCGCACCCAGAGGAGCCCCUUCUUGGUCUACAUCCUCAACCUGGCCGCGGCCGACGCCCUCUUCCUUGGUAGCCACUUUGUGUUGUGCCUGUGGGAUAUUGUUGGAGAUUUAGACUUUCUCAUCCUGGACCUGCUAGAGCUCUGCAUCCUAAACCUGUCCUACUGUGUGGGCCUGAGCAUGCUGGCUGCGAUCAGCACCGAGCGCUGCCUGUCUGUGCUCUUCCCCACCUGGUACAGAUGUCACCGGCCCAAGCACACGUCUGCGGCUGUGUGCGCCUUCCUAUGGGCUCUGCAGGGCCUGAUCAGGGGAGCAUUUGUGGCGCUUUAUUUCCUUAACAAGAACCACUUGGACAAUCUCUACCUCGUUCUCUCCUUCGUCCAGUCCGGCUGGUUCCUCCUCCUCACCUGUGUGCUGGGCGUGUCCAGCCUGACGUUGGUGCUGAGGGUCCAGUGCAGCUCCCAGCGCAGGCGCCCACCCAGGCUCUACGUCCUGGUGCUGCUCUCAGUCCUCCUGUUCCUUCUCUGCGGCCUGCCCUGGGGUUUUUUUUAUGUAGUUUGGAUUUUUAGUCGCUUCCCUUUAAUGUCUCAUGGGCUCUCCAGGCUCCUGGCCUGUGUGAACAGCAGCGCAAACCCUUUCAUUUACUUCUUCCUGGGCAGGCAAUGGCGUAGAAGAGGGAGGGAGCCGCUCAGGGUGGUCCUGCAGAGGGCCCUGGGGGAGGAGCCUGUGGCCGGGGAUGGGGCGAGGGACACUUCCCACUCUAACACUCUGGAUGAAUUAUCCUGA
Molecule: messenger RNA, 981 nt
Organism: Monodelphis domestica (gray short-tailed opossum)
Lineage: Eukaryota; Metazoa; Chordata; Mammalia; Didelphimorphia; Didelphidae
Product: mas-related G protein-coupled receptor member A-like
Biological process (GO): G protein-coupled receptor signaling pathway
Cellular component (GO): plasma membrane
Molecular function (GO): G protein-coupled receptor activity
Source: RefSeq, a predicted model, not a curated record